This is a messenger RNA of Phalaenopsis equestris, 1088 nucleotides long. RefSeq lists its product as uncharacterized. The transcript is spliced from 2 exons. The record is from RefSeq and is a predicted model, not a curated record. Bases 371 to 811 code for a protein of 146 amino acids. Lineage: Eukaryota; Viridiplantae; Streptophyta; Magnoliopsida; Asparagales; Orchidaceae.
GUAUUCCGUGCAGGGCCUCUAAAGAGGUCGGGUCGGCGAGCUCACGCUACCCUAAAAGCGCUGCGCCUGCUUCUGGAGUCCCCCCUCCUCCGCUCCUUCUCGCCUUCGAUCUCUCGGCAAUCUUUUUGGAUGGUGGGCGAUUCUCUGAAGCCAUACCCCUUCCCUCCAUCCAACAAGAGGGAAUUCUUUGCUGGCGUAGCGAUCACCGCUUCCUUCUUGGCUGCCUCGUGCUCCUCUGCCUCCCCCUUCUCCUACUGCAUGCAGGGCUGGCACUAUCGCUGCCUCGGCCUUGACCCCUAAGUUAUCCUUCUCAAUCCCUUUGAAUUUCUGCUGAUUUUCUCGUUCUAGCGGUAGCAGUUUGCAGAGCACGAUGGCUCUGCCCCGGAACGUAGUCGAGAAGGAUAAGAAGCAGAGGAAGAAGAAUAAUGGAAAGAAGGGGGAUAGCAAUCGGAUCCUUAUUACGGUAAAUGUUAUCGGUAGCGCUGGCCCGAUCCGGUUUGUGGUGAAGGAGGAGGAGCUCGUCUCUUCCGUUAUCGGCACCGCGCUCAAGACGUAUGCGCGUGAGGGACGCCGACCCGUUCUCGGAUCAGAAAUUGAUUGCUUCGUACUUUACCACGCCUACGAUGGAACCCGUGCUCUGAGCCCGUGGGAACCGAUCGGCUCCUUCGGGAGUAGGAAUUUCUUGCUGUGCAAGAAACAGAUGCUGGCCAGUGACAGUUCUUCGACUCCUGAGGGGGAGAUCGGGAAGAAAGGCACGGGUGGAUGGAAGGCCUGGUUCAAUAAGUCCCUCGGUUUGAUCUCUUCUAAUUGAGCUGUGUUUUGUUGAUUUCUCUUGGAGGAGAGGUGGGAGAUUUGCUGUAGUUUCUCUCUGAGUACCCUUUUUUUUUUCUCUUCUAAAUCUCGGCGUCGUAGCUAGUUUGCUUUUCCUAAACGAUUUUGUUGAGGUUGAUAGCCAAGACUCGGCCUUUAAUUUUUCCUUCAAACUUUUGAACUUGGCUUUUUAAUUUCGUUUUUUGACAAUAUUCGUGGCCAUUUGGAAACUGUAUUACUUAUUAUUUGUCAGUUUCAAAUUGUGGUAGCUUAGAUUU